Molecule: messenger RNA, 2670 nt
Organism: Cavenderia fasciculata
Lineage: Eukaryota; Evosea; Eumycetozoa; Acytosteliales; Cavenderiaceae
Product: Ras GTPase activation domain-containing protein
Exons: 6
Coding region: 1-2670 (889 amino acids)
Biological process (GO): regulation of GTPase activity
Source: RefSeq, a predicted model, not a curated record
AUGGAGAUUGAACAACUAUACAUGAUUGUGUCUCUCAGCAAUACCAAAUCCUCUGAUGUGUUUGUCUUGUUGUGGAUUUCAACAACGAGUAUUGUCUUGUCGUUGGUGUUUAUGACAUCAAUUAAAAAAGAAGCCAUAAUCAUAGAUAGAAUGAAUGGUCACGGAGAUACAGCAGUCUCUUCCCCUAAUGGGAACACAUCGUCAUCAUCAUCAUCGUCGACAUCAACGAUGGUUUUUGGAUCAAAAUACAAGCACAAUUUAAGGAGCCAUCAAUCAGUUGAUAAAGUUCCUCAAAAAUAUAAUGAAAUUAUCGAGUUAAUAUUAUCACCACAAUUAGAAUUGGUAAAUGUAUUAUGUUCGAUAACAUUGGUAAAAGAGACAGUACCAAAUACAGUGAAUAUAUCAGAGGCAUUGGUCAACUUUUUUGAAAUACAUUGUAAUUUGAGAUCUAGCUAUUUAUUAAAGUGGGCAAUCGACAAGGAGAUUGAAUGUACCGCAAACUCGGCCACACUUUUCCGUGGUCUUAGCACAGCCACCCGAUUGAUAUCGGCAUUCUAUAAACGAGCGGGUGACCAAUACCUCAAAUACCUACUCCAACCAUUUGUACUCGAUCUCUGCUCGAGAAACUUUAGUUUUGAAAUCGACCCCGAAAAAGCAUCCAAAGGCAUGGAUGUCAAAUCAAACCUUGAAAGAUUAAUUACAAUCACUCAACAAUUAUUGGAUAAAAUUUUAGAUUCUUUUACUCUAUGUCCAAUAGCAAUUCGAAAUAUAUUACAACAUACACAAGAUAAAGUUGAAAAGAAGUUCCCAGAGAUGAAGACAACUGUAGUGGGAGGAUUUAUAUUUUUGAGAUAUAUAUGUCCUGCUAUCGUUGCACCCGAGGUGUUUGGAUUGAUUCAAGAUACUCCGACGACAGACUCGCGUCGUGGACUUGUAUUGGUUUCAAAGCUACUUCAAAAUUUGGCCAACGAGAUGCCAUUUGGUGUUGGUAUCAAGGAAGAGUAUAUGACCUACUUGAAUCGUUUCAUUUCAAACAACUCUGAAAGAAUUCAUAUCUUUUUUAAUGAUUUGGCAAAUGUUCAUGGAAAUCACAACAACAGUCAUCACAGUCAUCAAAUAUCGCAACAAUUGAUGGAACAUCAAUCAUCUGCAUCAACAGCAGAGGUUGCUGAAAACGAUUCUAGAAGUCGGUCAAGAAGUGAGAGUCCCCCAUUAAAGCCAAUUGGGUCGGUGCAGAAACUGAUCAAUGAACGCGAACGUGAAAAAGAGCGUGAGCGUGACAACACGAGUGGGAGCAGCGGUGCAAGCGGCGCCUCUUCCAACAAUAAUAAUGGCAAUGUCCAUGGUUCUCCUGUGCAUAGCAGCUCUCUGCUAUCGAGUGGUAUGGUGACCGUCUCUGGAAAACACAAAAAGAAUGGUGGGAGUAUUUUCGCAGGCGGGUCACUCAACAACAUCAAGACGAGUAUCUCGUCCACUUCCAUUGACAUGCCCGAGGAAGACGUCCAGACCAGUCUGCUGACAUCAGUCGCCGAGUACCAAGCAUACUACCGCCACAAGCUCGAGCUCAAGGACAUCGAGUUGAAGGGGUAUCUCGACGAGAUAGCCCACUUGAAAAAGGAACUAGACGACCACAAGAGUCGAAGCAGUCUCAUGAAAAAACUACGAGACGAGGUGGAAAAAGAAAAGAAAAAGACUAAAGAGGCAGAGAGCCAGUUGAAAAAGGCCAAUGACAAGCUCAAGAGCGUCGGUCUCGACCAGACCGCCGAGUCCAUGUCACGCGACGAAGACUGUUAUUCUGACAUGUCCAGCGUUGCCGGUGACGAUGACAACAGUUUUAAAAAGAAAAAGUCAGCCUCCAACACAUCCAUUUCAAACUUGGUGCGCAAGUCUGAGUCGUCCGCCAGCCUCAUGAGCCCAGUUAGUGCAACCACCACUCCGUCCACACCCACCUUGCCACCCGUCUACCCAUCCCCUUCAGCCAUGCUCCAACAAAGCUCGACCUAUGGUAUGAACAUGACCAAGAGUCCGUCCAACCAUGACAUGGUCGAUUCUGACAGCACUCCCAUCCGUCGCUCAACAACCAAUACUAGUAAUUUUGAAGGUGACGAUACUGCUAGUAACGGAGGUGGUGGAAGUAGUCUUAGUGUUAGUAGAGUAGUUGUCACUAAUGGCUCGACCAAUGGUCAACAAAAACCAAGUACUCACAAACGAACAGAGUCGGCCGACCCAAGUGGCGACCUCAGCAGUGACUAUGAUGCCGAGACAGAAGACCGUAUCAUACAAGCAUGUGUAGAUGGCGAACUAGAAGAGGAUGACCAAGGAAUGGACCUACUUCAGUUCCUCAAAGAGUUUGGUGAAAAACAAUCAUCUAAUGGUGCCAACAAGGAUGGUGGCGACUCAUCAACCAACUCCAACUCCAACGACAAGAAAAAGAAGUCAACUGGUCGAUUCCUAGGUAUCUUUGGAAAUAAGGAUAACAGUUCAUCAAACAACAAUAGUAAUAAUAAUAAUACCAAAGAUAAAAAAGAUAAAGAUAAAGAAAAAGAAAAGGAAAAAGAAAAAGAAAAAGAAAAGGAGAAAGAAAGAGACCAAAAGAAAUUAAAAGAAAAAGGGUUACAAUCACCUCCAACUACUUCUCAAAAUUUAUCAACUAGCGUUCAACAACAAUAA